GAAGACAGAGUUUUAUAUUAUCUAAAAAGCUCUAUAAUCCCAUAAACGGUCAGAAAGGCAUAAAAUCAAAUAUAAUUGUAUCUUAUACAAAUGCAAAUAGUCGCUAUGAUUUACUUAAAGAAAGUCUAAAAAAAAGUGUCAUUUCUGCUGUUGGAAGAUUGAAACUUAGUCCUAAUA
Racocetra persica is the source of this 177-nucleotide messenger RNA. The record is from the annotation of a GenBank genome assembly. NCBI's taxonomy places the organism in Eukaryota, Fungi, Glomeromycota, Glomeromycetes, Diversisporales, Gigasporaceae.